UCAUAUUGUUGCGUGUUAUGGCGUAAACAUGCUGGGUGGAUAGUUGAAAAAGACAAAUAAUUUACGAUAAAUAAAUUGAUUUUAAGUUUUACUAAGGACAAUAAGUAUAAUAUAACAGCAAUGGACGAAGUUGCAAAAUUAGAACACUUGUCCUUAGUCUCAAAAAUAUGUACGGAAUUGGACAAUCAUUUAGGAUUGAAUGACAAGGAUUUGGCCGAGUUUAUAAUUGACUUAGCAGACAAGAACCCUAAUUUCGAUGCGUUCAAAAAGGCUCUCACUGAAAAUGGGGCUGAAUUCUCUGACUCAUUCAUGACCAACUUGCUUCGGAUCAUCCAGCAUAUGAAACCUACAAACUCUAAGCCUGAAACUAAUGAAAAAGAAAGAGUGAAUAAGAAUCCUUUAGCCAACAAGUUUCCAGGCUUGGCUAUACCUAAUGAAAAACCUGUAUUCUCUUCAGAUGAAGAAAGUGAGGAUGAAAAGAUAAGAAAAAGGCUAACAACUAAAGAUAUAUUCAAGGAUGAGAAAAACAAAUCUUCUAAUGACAAUGUAGUUGAUCAAACUAUGGCAGAGUUGGAGGCAUUAGCUCCAUCUAAAUCUGGUAUUAAAAAGGCAGAGGCUAAGAAGGAAGAUGAUCGCAAAAGAGUACGCAGUAGCAGUAGAGAUCGUAAAGAUGGAAGGAGUAGGAGGAGAGAUGGUUCUAGGGAUAGGAAAAGAAGUAGGAGUAGACACAGGAGAAGUCGCAGUAGAGAUAAAAGAAGUAGAAGUAGGGACCGAAGGAGUAGAAGUAGGGAUAGAAGACGUAGGUCUAGGAGCAGACAGCGACACAGAUCCAAGUCCAGGGAAAAGGACAGGCGCAGGAGGUCCCGAUCACGGGGCAGGCGCUCAAAGUCUCGGGAGCGGAGGUCUCCUUCUCAUGACAGAGAUCAGAAAGACAGAUAUGGUGACUUUGGCAAGAAGGUUAGAAGAAGAAGUCCUGAAGUUGAAAUGAGUGAUGACCCAGAACCAGGAAAGAUAUACAAUGGGCGAGUGGCGAAUAUAGUCCCUUUUGGCUGCUUCGUCCAAAUAGAAGGAGUGAGGAAGCGCUGGGAGGGGCUGGUACACAUCUCACAGCUGCGUAAUGAAGGCCGCGUCACCAAUGUGUCCGAUGUCGUCUCUCGCGGGGACAAAGUCAAGAUCAAAGUUCUGUCGGUCACUGGACAGAAAGUAUCUCUCACAAUGAAGGAUGUGUGCCAGGACACGGGCAAGGAUCUCAAUCCCACAUCACACGCGCAUCUAGAGGCGGAGCGCGAGGGCCGCAACCCGGACCGGCCGGCGCCCGCGGCCGCGGUGCUGGCGGGGCUGCAGGGCGCGCUGGACCCCGACGAGGACUCCAGCCGCAAGCGCGUCACCAGGGUCUCCAGCCCCGAGCGCUGGGAGAUCAAACAGGUGAGGUGCUGUCAUGUAACAGGCGGAGCGCGAGGGCCGCAACCCGGACCGGCCGGCGCCCGCGGCCGCGGUGCUGGCGGGGCUGCGGGCGCGCUGGACCCCGACGAGGACUCCAGCCGCAAGCGCGUCACCAGGGUCUCCAGCCCCGAGCGCUGGGAGAUCAAACAGAUGAUAUCAUCAGGCGUCAUAGACAAGAGCGAACUACCGGACUUCGAUGAAGAAACCGGUCUACUGCCCAAAGAAGAAGACGGCGAAGCCGACAUAGAGAUAGAACUAGUAGAAGACGAGCCACCCUUCCUGCAGGGCCACGGCAGAGCGCUCCACGACUUAUCCCCCGUCAGGAUAGUCAAGAACCCUGACGGCUCGCUAGCACAAGCUGCCAUGAUGCAGUCAGCUUUAGCAAAAGAAAGAAGGGAACAGAAGAUGAUACAGCGAGAGGCUGAGAUGGAAAGCUUACCGACCGGCUUAAAUAAAAACUGGAUAGAUCCUCUCCCGGAAUCCGAUGGUAGAGCCUUAGCAGCUAAUAUGAGGGGAACUGGUAUCACGCCCCAGGAUCUACCGGAGUGGAAGAAACAUGUGAUUGGAGGGAAGAAAUCUUCGUUUGGUAAGAAGACGAAUUUGUCGCUGCUGGAGCAGAGGCAAUCGCUGCCGAUUUAUAAGCUGAGGGAUGAGUUGACUAAGGCCGUCUCCGACAACCAAAUCCUAAUAGUUAUCGGCGAGACCGGUUCAGGCAAGACUACCCAAAUCACACAAUACCUCGCCGAGUGCGGCCUCACGGCUCGAGGCAAGAUCGCCUGCACGCAGCCGAGGAGGGUCGCCGCUAUGUCCGUGGCUAAAAGAGUCGCUGAGGAGUUUGGGUGCCGCCUGGGACAAGAAGUCGGUUAUACUAUCCGUUUCGAGGAUUGCACCAGCCCUGAGACUGUUAUCAAGUACAUGACAGACGGCAUGCUGCUCCGCGAGUGCCUCAUGGACCUGGACCUGAAGUCCUACUCCGUCAUCAUGCUGGACGAGGCGCACGAGCGCACCAUCCACACCGACGUUCUCUUCGGCCUCCUCAAGCAGGCCGUCCAAAAACGACCCGAACUCAAACUCAUCGUCACCUCCGCAACUUUAGACGCUGUCAAAUUCUCGCAAUACUUCUUUGAAGCUCCAAUCUUUACUAUCCCCGGAAGAACUUUCCCUGUUGAAGUUUUAUACACUAAAGAACCAGAAACUGAUUACUUGGAUGCUUCGUUAAUAACAGUCAUGCAGAUACAUUUGAGAGAGCCGCCUGGGGAUAUACUCUUGUUUCUGACUGGUCAAGAGGAGAUUGAUACGGCUUGCGAGAUACUGUACGAGAGGAUGAAAUCUCUAGGUCCUGAUGUGCCUGAACUGAUCAUUUUACCUGUAUACUCCGCCCUGCCUUCGGAAAUGCAGACCCGUAUCUUCGAACCCGCCCCGCCCGGGUCCCGUAAGGUGGUGAUAGCUACGAAUAUUGCAGAAACAUCUUUGACUAUAGACGGGAUAUACUAUGUGGUGGACCCUGGUUUUGUGAAGCAGAAGGUCUAUAAUUCUAAGACUGGUAUGGACUCGCUGGUCGUCACGCCGAUUUCGCAGGCAGCGGCGAAGCAGCGCGCCGGGCGCGCGGGCCGCACGGGCCCGGGCAAGUGCUACCGGCUGUACACGGAGCGCGCCUACCGCGACGAGAUGCUGCCCACGCCCGUGCCCGAGAUCCAGCGCACCAACCUCGCCACCACCGUGCUGCAGCUCAAGACCAUGGGCAUCAACGACCUGCUGCACUUCGACUUCAUGGACGCGCCGCCCGUCGAGUCGCUCAUCAUGGCGCUGGAGCAGCUGCACUCGCUGUCGGCCUUGGACCAGGAGGGGCUGCUGACAAGGCUCGGUCGUAGGAUGGCAGAAUUUCCUCUGGAGCCCAAUCUCUCCAAGAUCUUAAUCAUGUCCGUGGCCCUGCAGUGCUCCGACGAGAUCCUCACCAUAGUGUCCAUGCUCAGCGUCCAGAACGUGUUCUACCGGCCGAAGGACAAGCAGGCCCUCGCCGACCAGAAAAAAGCCAAGUUCAACCAGCCCGAGGGCGACCAUCUCACGCUGCUGGCUGUGUUCAACAGUUGGAGGAACAAUAAGUUCUCGAACGCGUGGUGUUAUGAGAAUUUCGUGCAGAUUCGGACGCUGAAGCGGGCGCAGGAUGUGAGGAAACAGUUACUUGGGAUUAUGGACAGGCAUAAACUGGACGUAGUCUCCGCCGCGAAGAACACCGUCCGCAUCCAGAAGACAAUCUGCUCCGGAUUCUUCCGGAACGCGGCUAAGAAGGACCCUCAGGAGGGCUACCGGACCCUUGUGGACUCCCAGGUGGUUUACAUCCACCCCUCCAGCGCGCUCUUCAACCGCCAGCCCGAGUGGGUAAUCUACCACGAGCUAGUCCAAACGACGAAGGAGUACAUGCGCGAAGUGACGACCAUCGACCCCAAGUGGCUGGUGGAGUUCGCGCCCGCCUUCUUUAAGUUCUCCGACCCCACCAAGCUGUCCAAGUUCAAGAAGAACCAGCGGUUAGAGCCAUUGUACAACAAGUACGAGGAACCGAAUGCGUGGAGAAUAUCGCGUGUGCGGCGUAGGAGGAACUAGGGGUAGUGUGUUUAUAAUUCUUCAGAUUCUCCGACCCCACAAAGCUAACCAAGUUCAAGAAGAACCAGCGGUCGGAGCCAUUGUACAACAAGUACGAGGAACCGAACGCGAGCGAUACUUACUGUGUUUAUAACUUUUCAAGCUUUUAAAAAGAAUCAGCUACUUGUGCUGGCGGUUCUAGAUGGAACUAGCAGUGUGUUAAUAUUGACUGCUUCAAGUGUUAAGCGGAUGAUCGACGUACGAGCCGUUAUACCUCGGUUUCACUCGCGAGUCGUUGGUACUGAUCGAAUAGCGAGUAGAACAAUCGUGUGACCGCGGUCGGUUCGACGUCAACCAACUAGCCAAUAUGUCGUGUUCAGUCGCCGAAAUCUGCCGACACGGCUCGCCGGCCGUCAUCGACACGCGGUUUGCACGGUGAGCCGGGUUUGGAACAUUUUGGCUCGUGGGUAUAUAAAACCGCGGUACGUACACCGGCGAGCUUUGCCGACGGGCCGCAAAACUGCGGUUUUACUCGCCCGUCGAUCAGGGCCUUUAAGUUCAAAGUGUUAAAGUGUCUCAUUAGUAAUUAGUUCCAAGUUUUAUUGGCUCAAACCAAUAAAAAUAAAUGUGUAAAUACUGA
Molecule: messenger RNA, 4663 nt
Organism: Cydia pomonella (codling moth)
Lineage: Eukaryota; Metazoa; Arthropoda; Insecta; Lepidoptera; Tortricidae
Gene: pea
Product: ATP-dependent RNA helicase DHX8-like
Biological process (GO): mRNA splicing, via spliceosome; spliceosomal complex disassembly
Cellular component (GO): catalytic step 2 spliceosome; intracellular anatomical structure
Molecular function (GO): RNA binding; ATP binding; RNA helicase activity
Source: RefSeq, a predicted model, not a curated record